AUGACGGCGGAGCUGCAGGCCGAGGCCGCGGAGGGCGCCGCCGAGAGCCAGGGCACGAAUUGCCAAAUGCUCUUAAACCGCUUGGGAGAAAUCACAGGAAUUCAGGAUCCCUCGUUCCUUCAUGCAGCCCUGAAGGCCGCAAAUGGUGACCUAACAGAUGCAGUCAACUUCCUCACUGAGGAGUGUGUUAAAGAGCCAGGCCAGGAAGCAGUCGCUGUGGAACCAUCUGACUGUGAAGGGAGUGCUGUGGGCAAAGAGCAACCCACCAAUGUGAUUGAUCUAACUCCUGAUAACAAAGAUGACCUCCAGGCAGUUAUUGCUGUCAGCUUCCUGGAGUCUCUGGAAGUUCAAGCAGUGGAAAGAGAUGCUAACAGGGCCCACAAAGCAAAUGCUGCUGAAAACAAAAAUCGCUCCAAAAGGAAACGGUGUGAAGUCUGGGGAGAGAAUCCCAAGCAGAAUGACUGGAGGAGAGUGGAUGACUGGCCUGUUGGCAUGAAGAACAUUGGAAAUACGUGCUGGUUUAGUGCAGUCAUUCAGUCUCUCUUCCAGCUGCCGGAAUUUCGUAGGCUGGUCCUUAGUUAUUCUCUCCCGCAAAGCAUGCUUGAGAAUUGUCGAAGUCGCAGUGAAAAGAGAAAUAUUGCAUUCAUGCAGGAACUUCAGUGUCUCUUUGCUUUAAUGCUGGGGACACAUCGUAAAUUUGUAGACCCCACUGCAUCACUGGAACUUUUAAAAGGCGCAUUUAAAUCAGCUGACGAACAGCAGCAAGAUGUGAGCGAAGUCACGCACAAGCUUCUGGAUUGGCUAGAGGAUGCAUUCCAGCUGUCUGUGAAUGGAAACAGCCCUCGAGACAAAUCAGAAAACCCAAUGGUGCAACUCUUCUAUGGGACUUUCUUGACUGAAGGGGUCCAUGAGGGCAAGACCUUUUCUAAGAUAGAGACCUUUGGCCAGUAUCCCCUUCAGGUAAACGGUUAUCGGAACUUGAACGAAUGUUUGGAAGGGGCCAUGGUAGAAGGGGAGAUUGAGCCACUAUCUUCUGAUCAAUCAGUGAAGUAUGGACAAGAGCGUUGGUUUACAAAGCUCCCUCCGGUGUUAACCUUUGAACUCUCCCGGUUCGAGUUCAAUCAGUCACUAGGGCAGCCAGAGAAGAUUCACAACAAGCUAGAAUUUCCCCAGAUUAUUUAUAUGGACAGGUAUUUGUACAGCAGUAAAGAGAUUAUUCAAAAGAAGAGAGAGGAGACGAGGAAGUUGAGGAAGCAAAUAGCAAUUCUUCAGCAGAAAUUGGAAAGAUACAUGAAAUAUGGCUCUGGCCCAAGCCGCUUCCCAUUACCUGACAUGCUGCAGUAUGUUCUUGAAUUUGCCAGUACAAAGCUACCUUUAGUUGUUCCCUCUGCUCAGGACUCUCAGAUGACUCCUGCACAGUCCCCAGCUGAGAGCUGUGGUCUGAAUGAACCUCUGCAGCAAAAUAGUGUAUUAGAAACAGAAAGUACUGAGAACACUGAAGGUGCAGCAUCCACUCUGAUAAACCCUCCGUCCCAGCAAGAAUUAAUGAGCAAGCUGCCCCAGCCCUCCCGUUUACCCGCAGAAAUGCCUGAAUGCCCAGCUCCUCGUGUGGUCACUGAGGAGGAGAUGAGCCUAGUUAGGACGUGCCUGCAGCGAUGGAGGAGCGAGAUUGAGCAGGACAUCCAAGAUCUGAAGGACUGUAUUACCAGAAUCAAUCAAUCCAUUGGUCAAAUGUAUGGUGACCCUGUCCUCCGUCAGGUUCCUUAUCGCUUGCAUGCUGUCCUGGUUCACGAGGGCCAAGCAAAUGCCGGUCACUACUGGGCCUACAUAUACGACCAGCCCCGGAAGAGCUGGCUCAAAUACAAUGACAUCUCUGUGACAGAAUCAUCUUGGGAAGAACUGGAGAGAGAUUCAUAUGGAGGCCUGAGGAAUGCCAGUGCCUAUUGUCUGAUGUACAUCAAUGAUAAGCUGUCCCACUUUGUUGCAGAUGAUGCUGAUGAUGCAGAAACGGGACAGUUUCAGAAAGAAGUAGAACUUCUGCCACCUGAACUCCAGAAUUACAUACAAGAGGACAACUGGAGGCUUGAACAGGAGGUGGAGGAAUGGGAACAGGAGCAGUCCUGCAAGAUCCCUCAGAUAGAGCCUUCAGCUACUUCUGAAUCUCAGGAUUUCACUUCUGAAUCAGGACAAGACCAAUCCUCAGGCUGUGAACACAGCAUACGCUCGCUGUCCUCCGAACAUGCCAGGAUUGCAAAGGACCAGACUGCCCAGGCCAUUGCAAAUACAGCUGAUGCCUAUGAGAAGAAUGGUGUAGAGGCUGCUCUGUGUGAGCCAAAGGAGGCAGAACCAACGAAGACCCAGCUGAGAGAAACAGCCCUUACAGUUCAGUCAGAACAGCAACAAGAUGCUAAAGGGACAGAGUCUGCUGCCCAGCCUAGCUCACAGGUCUCUGAAGUGGAGAUCCCCAGAGUGGGGAAGAUUCUGGUUAGAUCUGAUGCAGAUGGAUAUAAUGAGGAGGUGAUGCUUAGCCCAGCCAUGCAGGGUGUGAUCCUGGCUAUUGCUAAAGCCCGUCAGACAUUUGACCGGGAUGGGUCUGAAGCAGGGCUUGUUAAGGCAUUCCAUGAAGAGUACUCCAGACUGUAUCUGCUGGCCAAAGAGACCCCAACCCCUCACAAUGACCCCCGGCUGCAACACGUGCUCAUCUACUUCUUGCGGAACAAUGCUCCCAAGCAGGUAGUGGAGCGGACCCUCCUGGAGCAGUUUGCAGAUAGAAACCUCAGCUACGAUGAAAGGUCAAUUAGCAUUAUGCAAGUAGCACGAGCUAAGCUGAAGGAGAUUGGCCCUGAUGAUGUGAAUAUGGAGGAGUAUAAGAAAUGGCAUGAAGACUACAGUUUAUUUCGCAAGGUGUCUGUUUACCUGCUGACAGGGUUGGAACUCUACCAGAAUAGAAAGUACCAGGAAGCACUGACCUACCUGGUGUAUGCCUACCAAAGUAACACCACCCUGCUCAUGAAAGGACCCAACCGAGGGGUGGAUGAAUCACUGAUUGCUUUAUACAGAAGAAAAUGCCUCUUGAAGCUGAAUGACAUGGCAGCGGCUUUGUUUGUAAGCAGUGCGGAGGCAGAUGUGUUGGAGGGCAUUAACAUCCUGAAUGAGCUGAUCAUCCCCUGUAUGCACCUCAUUAUCAAUAAUGACAUCUCCAAGGACGACCUGGAUGCCAUUGAGGUCAUGAGGAACCGCUGGUGCUCUUAUCUGGGACAAGAAGACAUGGAUGCCAACCUGCAAACGAAGCUGGGCGAACUGCUCCCCAGGCUCCUGGACUGCUCUGCAGAGGUCAUCAUUCUAAAAGAGCCCCCGAAGAUCCGGCCCAACUCCCCCUACGACCUCUGCAGCCGCUUCGCAGCCGUGAUGGAGUCCAUUCAUGGGGCCGCACCUGUGACUGUCAAAUAA
Messenger RNA from Emys orbicularis (European pond turtle), 3450 nucleotides. It is a transcript of the gene USP28, whose product is annotated as ubiquitin specific peptidase 28. NCBI's taxonomy places the organism in Eukaryota, Metazoa, Chordata, Testudines, Emydidae. Gene Ontology annotation, cellular component: nucleus; cytosol. The transcript is spliced from 26 exons. Gene Ontology annotation, biological process: proteasome-mediated ubiquitin-dependent protein catabolic process; regulation of proteasomal protein catabolic process; regulation of protein stability. Gene Ontology annotation, molecular function: cysteine-type deubiquitinase activity; protein binding; proteasome binding. The coding region runs from base 1 to 3450 and encodes 1149 amino acids. The record is from RefSeq and is a predicted model, not a curated record.